Arachis duranensis is the source of this 1435-nucleotide messenger RNA. Its product is annotated as remorin 4.2. Lineage: Eukaryota; Viridiplantae; Streptophyta; Magnoliopsida; Fabales; Fabaceae. The transcript is spliced from 2 exons. Bases 192 to 1154 code for a protein of 320 amino acids. The record is from RefSeq and is a predicted model, not a curated record.
CAUUAACCACCCCAACAAAAGAAAGAAAAAGGAAAAAGAAAAAAAAAAAGCACACACACUAUUCGACUAAAUGCCUGAAUGAAAAUAAAUCUCUUAACUUUGUUGCCUUUGAUCCACACUUUUCCUUCAUCAUUUAAGUCAUUGUUCCUAUUCCACUAUUAUUGAGCAACAUCAAAUCAUAAUAACUUGUCAUGUUGAAUGAGCAAUUUGCUUCCACAAGCCAUGCAGCAAGAACAACAACACAACAUGGACAUGGUGGUGGUGAUGAUGAUCAAGAAGAAGAAGAACACACCAUAAGAGAAAUUCAUGCCUUAACACCACCUAGACCCCCAGCAACAACAAACCAUGGGAAUAGGAGAAGAGAAGCUUGGGAAACUCAUCACAGCCACCGUUCAUCUUCUUUGUCCAUGGCAAGCACAGAUGGUGGUUCAAGUGAGAACUUCACAAGCAUGAGUAGGGAGUUCAGUGCUCUUGUUCUUGCAGGUUCAACUAUUGAUCAUAACAACAUCAACACUACUAGCAGCUCCAUGAUCAUGAACACUGGCCAUGACAACACUGAAAUUAUUGGAGGAGGAAACAACAAUACCAGCAGCAACAACAACAACAAUAACUUGUUGGGGAGGAUUAGAGAAGAGGACAUGAUGGAAGAGACUAACCCUUUGGCUAUUGUUCCAGAUAACCAUCCAUUGGAUCCUCUUCCAUCACCAAGAGGAAUGACUAGUGGUGGUGCAGGUUCUAGUAGUGGUCAUCAUCAACAUCAACAUCAUCAUCAUCAAGUAGUUGAAGAGGUUUCAGUGCAAAGGGUGAAGAAGGAGGAGGUUGAUGCAAAGAUAUCAGCAUGGCAGAACAACAAGAUUGCAAAGAUUAACAACAGAUUCAAGAGAGAGGAUGCUGUCAUCAAAGGCUGGGAGAGUGAGCAGGUUCAGAAGGCUACUUCUUGGAUGAAGAAAGUUGAGAGGAAACUGGAAGAGAAAAGAGCAAGAGCAAUGGAGAAAAUGCAAAAUGAGGUAGCAAAGGCUCAUAGGAAAGCAGAGGAGAGAAGGGCAUCAGCAGAGGCUAAAAGAGGAACCAAAGUUGCAAGGGUUCUUGAGAUUGCUUCCCUCAUGAGAGCUGUUGGAAGACCCCCUUCCAAAAAAUCCUUCUUCAAAAGUUAAGCCUUGUAAUGUUUUUGUUUUUUUUUUUUAAACAAAUUUUUACACAAAACAAAAACAAUAAUAAUAAAAAGAGAGACGAUUAUGAGUGUAAUAGAUGCUAUAGUCUGUGAGAGCCCCUUUUCCUUUUUCAAUUAAAGGGUGCUAGAGGGCUUGCAAUGAUCAGCAAUAUUUAAGGGAAAAAAGAAAAAAAAAAAGAGAGAGAGAGAGAAUAAGGAGAUAUGUAUCAUAUUAUUAUUGUAUGAAAAGUUAAACCAAUUGGAGUGUUUUUGAGUGAUUGAUUA